Molecule: messenger RNA, 1430 nt
Organism: Acanthochromis polyacanthus (spiny chromis)
Lineage: Eukaryota; Metazoa; Chordata; Actinopteri; Pomacentridae
Gene: npm3
Product: nucleophosmin/nucleoplasmin, 3
Exons: 5
Coding region: 100-594 (164 amino acids)
Biological process (GO): chromatin remodeling
Cellular component (GO): nucleolus; cytoplasm; nucleoplasm
Molecular function (GO): chromatin binding; RNA binding; histone binding
Source: RefSeq, a predicted model, not a curated record
UGACGUGUCACAAGCCGCGACGCGCUUGUUAUUUUUCGCGUUGGCUUCACUCGGCUGUAAGUCGUUACCAGCAAACCUGACUUUUACUGCCUCGACAAAAUGUCUCUCGUCGAUGAUGAAUCCUCGGAUGUGGGACUGACGGGCCAAUCAAAGUUGGAGAGCUUCCUGUUCAGCUGCGAGUUGUCCUCUAAAGUACCUUUCUACACUUUCCAAGGAGAUGAGGAGGAGGACCUGGAGCACAUCCUUGAGCUCAGAACAGUUUGCCUCGGAGAAGGUGCCAAAGAGGAGAGCAACGUGGUGGAGGUAACAGCCAUGAACCACCAAGGAAAAACUAUUUCAGUGCCAGUUGCCAACCUUCACAUCAGGUGUCUGCCCAUGGUGAGUCUAGGAGAGUUUGAGCUGAAAGCCCCAGUGACCAUCCGGCUCAGGGCUGGAACAGGACCAGUUACAGUCAGCGGGCUGCACCUUAUUGCCUCACAGGUUGAAAACUCCGAUCUGUCUGAGGAUGACGACGACGACGAGGAAGAUGAUGAGGAGGAGGAGGAAGAAGAGAUGCCUGCCAUUAAACCAGCAAAGAAGAAGCAGAGGCAGUAGGCGGAGAGGUCACUGAUGGAUUUUUCAAAUGGCUUACUCGCCAAUGUUUUAAGAAGUAAGAAUUUUUUUGUAUCAAACGGACAAAUUUUUCCAAAGUUAGGACUUCUUCUUCUUCCACACAGCCACGUGAAUGCUUUGUGUGGUGGCAGCUAAACAUGCCGCAGGAGGAAUCACGACGGCUCUGAUGUUCUCGUAGCUCCACUCAGUCUCUCACUGCGGGUUUCUUGCUCUGAGCAGUGUAUAUAUGUGUGGAUUGGACAUUAACUCAUACAAGAACUGUUUUUGCUAUCAAAUGCUGCCCACUGUUUUAUACUGUAUAUAAUGCAGUCACCUCUGAUAUGGUUCUAUUGCACCAGUGGAGGGAAACCACGUCUUUUACCACCAGUUUAAAGUGUUUAAAGAUGCCGACAGUGUAUGAAUACUUGUCAAGACAGGAAAAAAAGCUUCAUUCUAAUUGGUCUAAAUGAGAUGAUACACACACAGUUUAUUAAAAUGUUCCUGGUUCAUUAGUUUGUUGUUGCAAAAUACUGUUUUUCUAUGUGACGUUUCAAUCAUAAAUGUGAAGAUUUGUACUAACAGCAAAAUGCAUCAAGAAAACCUUUCUGAGUUUUCAAUUAUCUCACUUUUCAGCUCGUAUAAAUAAAGUAAUUUUCAGCUUAGUAUUUAAAAUGUAUGAGGCUUAUUCAUCUCCAUGGUCACUUCAGAUUAGUGCCUUCUUUGAAACACAACGACACAUCAAGUUUUUUUUUUAGAAUUUACGAGAAAUCUGGCAUUGUGUUAGUCAGUUUUAAUCCUUUUCUAACCGCAGCACCAAUAUUAAAGCAGCGAAAAACUGA